Molecule: messenger RNA, 690 nt
Organism: Eimeria tenella
Lineage: Eukaryota; Apicomplexa; Conoidasida; Eucoccidiorida; Eimeriidae
Product: polyubiquitin, putative
Exons: 1
Coding region: 1-690 (229 amino acids)
Biological process (GO): protein ubiquitination; modification-dependent protein catabolic process
Cellular component (GO): cytoplasm; nucleus
Molecular function (GO): ubiquitin protein ligase binding; protein tag activity
Source: RefSeq, a predicted model, not a curated record
AUGCAGAUCUUUGUGAAGACUCUUACAGGGAAGACCAUCACUCUCGAUGUGGAGCCAUCAGAUACCAUCGAAAAUGUGAAGGCAAAGAUUCAGGACAAGGAGGGCAUUCCUCCUGAUCAGCAGCGUCUUAUCUUCGCCGGCAAGCAGCUGGAGGAUGGAAGGACGCUGUCUGAUUACAACAUUCAGAAAGAGUCCACCCUUCACUUGGUGCUGCGCCUGAGAGGUGGCAUGCAGAUCUUUGUGAAAACCCUCACGGGGAAGACCAUCACUCUCGAUGUGGAGCCAUCAGACACCAUUGAGAAUGUGAAGGCAAAGAUUCAGGACAAGGAGGGCAUUCCUCCUGAUCAGCAGCGUCUUAUCUUCGCCGGCAAGCAGCUGGAGGAUGGAAGGACGCUGUCUGAUUACAACAUUCAGAAAGAGUCCACCCUUCACUUGGUGCUGCGCCUGAGAGGUGGCAUGCAGAUCUUUGUGAAAACCCUCACGGGGAAGACCAUCACUCUCGAUGUGGAGCCAUCAGACACCAUUGAGAAUGUGAAGGCAAAGAUUCAGGACAAGGAGGGCAUUCCUCCUGAUCAGCAGCGUCUUAUCUUCGCCGGCAAGCAGCUGGAGGAUGGAAGGACGCUGUCUGAUUACAACAUUCAGAAAGAGUCCACCCUUCACUUGGUGCUGCGCCUGAGAGGUGGCAUGUAG